This is a messenger RNA of Medicago truncatula (barrel medic), 3314 nucleotides long. RefSeq names its product disease resistance protein RPM1. Bases 160 to 2988 code for a protein of 942 amino acids. The transcript has 2 exons. NCBI's taxonomy places the organism in Eukaryota, Viridiplantae, Streptophyta, Magnoliopsida, Fabales, Fabaceae. The record is from RefSeq and is a predicted model, not a curated record. Gene Ontology annotation, biological process: defense response to other organism. Gene Ontology annotation, molecular function: ADP binding.
GCUUCCUCAAAGUUGCACGACAAAAUUGAAAAAGAGAGAAUGAAUUUUCUAUCACACUGUUGGACUUUAUGCUAUAUAAAUUUUGAAGGACUGAUAGCUUUUUCCAUAUCACUCAUCUUACUCACAAUACUUGCAAAUUAAAAUCAAACAUACAAAAAAAUGUGUGAGACUGCACUUUCCUUGCUUCCACUAGCCCGUGAUCAUUUGCUUCCGCUCUUCAAGGAAGCAUUCAACAUGAUUAGGGGUAACCCGAAAGAAAUUGUAGAAUUGAAAGAUGAACUAGAAAGCAUUGAAGACUUCAUCAACGAUGCGGAUAGAAGAGCUGAUGAUGUAGAAGACAAGAAAAUCAAAGACAUGAUCAAGCAGCUGAUAGAAGCAUCUUAUCACAUAGAAGAUGUGGUUGAUGAUUAUAUCUUACUUGAGGAACAACAAUCUUCUGAUCCUGGAUGUGCUGCUGGUGCUGUUGACUUGGUGAAAACUAAGAUCCUUCGUCUCCAAAUAACUUACAAGAUUCAGAACAUCAAGUCCCGAAUCAGAGAAAUAAAAGAAACAAGUGCAAAAGAUCAUGGCUUCAACAUCCAAUCUUCUUCAGAUAAACCAUCAAGCAGUUCUGCAACAAACAGAAACGCCUCAUUUUUGCAGAACCUUCGAGACGCUCCAUUUUAUAUGGAUGAAGCUGAUCUUGUGGGAUUUGAAGAGCCACGAGACAAAUUGAUUGAUUUGUUGGUAGAGGGAAGAGCAGAGCGCACCGUUGUCUCCAUAGUUGGAAUGGGAGGACUGGGAAAAACCACUAUAGCCAAGAAAGUUUUUGACAACCAAAAGGUCGUUAAACAUUUUGAUUGUCAUGUAUGGAUCACGGUGUCUCGACCAUACAAUAUAGAAAAAUUGUUGAGGGAAAUUUUGCUCGAUAUUUACAAACAACAAGGGGAAGAUCCUCCUCAGAGUCUCCAUCAGAUGGAUCGAAAGCCAUUAGUUGAUGAAGUGAGAAACUACUUGCAAGGAAAAAGGUAUGUUAUAGUGUUUGAUGAUGUAUGGGAUUCACAUUUUUGGUAUGAUAUUGAAUUUGCUAUGAUUGAUAACAAAAAUGGUUGUAAGAUAUUAAUCACAACGAGAAACAAGGUUGUUGCAGAUGCUUGUAAGAAAUCUUUUGGUAAAGUGCAUGAGCUGGAACGUUUAUCUGAAGAACAGUCCUUGGAAUUGUUUAAAAAGAAGGCGUUCCAUGACUUGGACGGAGUUUGUCCAGAAAAUCUUUUUGACAUAUCUUCCAAAAUUGUUGAAAACUGCAAAGGAUUACCUCUAGCAAUUGUUGUCACCGGUGAUAUUUUAUCUCGCAAAAAUAGAAAUCCAAUUGAAUGGUCUAAAUUUAGUGAAAAUAUAAAUGUAGAGUUAGAGGGAUAUUCCACAAUAAGAAAAAUUUUAGGAUUUAGUUACCAUAAUUUACCUUACAACCUCAAGUCAUGUUUCUUGUAUUUUGGAUUAUAUCCUGAAGACUAUAUAGUUCAUUCAAAGACGUUGACUCGCCAAUGGAUUGCUGAAGGGUUUGUGAAGGAAGACAGGGGGAGGACAUUGGAAGAGGUUGCUGAAGGAUAUUUAAUAGAGUUGAUCCAUAGAAGUUUGGUGCAAGUAGUUUCAAUAAGUAUUGAUGGAAGAGUAAAAAGUUGUCGUGUUCAUGAUCUAGUGCAUGCAAUGAUCCUUGAUAAAUAUGAGGAUUUAAGUUUUUGCAAGAAUAUUACUGAGGACAAACAAUUGUCUUUAACUGGAAUGAUUCGACGCCUAUCAAUAGAAACUACCUCUGAUAAUUUAAUGAAAGUUAUUGAAAACUCACAUGUUCGAUCACUGCUUAUUUUCACACCAAAGACAUCACUUAAAUCCUUUGUAAGGACGAUCCCUACAAAAUAUAGGCGGUUGAAGGUGCUUGCUUUGAUGCAUAAGGAAUUAGCUGAAAUUCCUAAUGAUUUGGGAAGUUUGAACCACUUGAAAUAUCUUGAGUUCGGGAUGAUUGGAGGAAGAUAUUCUGGACUUCCAAAAUCCAUUGGCAUGAUCGCAAACUUAGAGACUUUGGAUUUAAGAUAUAGCAAUUAUGAAAUUCGUGAUAUGCCAAAGGAGAUUUGCAAGCUUAGAAAGCUACGCCAUUUAUUAGGCGAUUGUAUGUCUUUGAUUCAGUUGAAGGAUGGUAUUGGAGGCAUGACAUCUCUACAAACUCUAAGUGAAGUUUAUUUAGAUGAGAAUGAAGAUGAAAAUGAUAAUAGAGUAGUAGAGCUAAUUCAAGAGCUAGGAAAGCUAAAUAAGAUAAGAAAAUUGAGCUUGAUAGGUGUUAGGAGUAAAUAUAUGAGUGCUAUAUCUUCCUCAAUCAAUCAAAUGCAACAAAUGGAGAAACUACUUAUCGGAGGAAUCUCAUUCAUUGGUCUGGAUUUGAAUUCACCCCCACCUAGGCUUCAACGUGUUAAACUUGACUGGCAUUUAAGAAAGUUACCUGAGUGGAUUUCAAAACUCAAAAAUCUUGUUGAGCUCAAGGUGACAGUUAGGAAGGAAGGGAAUGAUGCAAUGAAAUUACUCCAAAGUAUGCCAAACUUGUUGCUCCUCUGUUUCACUGGCGAUGGUCGCCAUUAUGAAGACAAAUUUGAAAGUAUACAUUUUCAGGAUGGGUGGUUUAAGAAUUUGAAGGAACUAUAUCUUACUAAUUUCUAUUCCUUGAGUCACAUCCUUAUAGACGAAGGUGCAUUGGGUUCUCUGAAAAAGCUCAACUUAUCCUUCAACCCCCAACUCAUGACAUUACCAACUGGCAUUCAUCACUUGCACAACCUUGAAGUUCUCUAUAUGAAAGGAAUGAGUGUGGAAUUAAUGCAGAGUAUUGCUCCUGAUGACGGAAAAGAGCAUCCGAUUUUCAUGCAAGUUCCCUUUGUAGAUAUUUCUUGUGAAAAAUAUUUGAUUAAAGCUAUCGAAUCAUUCACAUCUGUCUCACUUCGAAAAAGAAACAAAAAAAGGUGAUGGUUAUCAGUGGAUUUGAGAUUCGAAAUUCAUCAAGUGGACUAUUAUAUCAGCAUUGCUUCUUUCUGUACCUGUUUUUGCACUGCCCUUCCUCAAUAAAAAACAAUGUGUUGUUUUUCAUUGUUAUAUAUAUAGCUAUUUGUUAUUUUAUUCAAGAAAACUGAGUUUUUUAAUAAUGAUGUAUAAUAUAUGUUGUGAGAUCUUUCCUUUAAAUGAUUGUAAGAAAUAAUGCCUUCAUGGUUUAAAGUGACCCAAUUAGUUCAUCCACCUUCAUAUAUGUUGCUAGUGUUUUGGGCUUUUUUAAUCGCAGUCACCUUCAUAUCAAA